AUGCCUUUUAUAGCACCUGAUGAUCUGGAUUAUCUGGCACCUGCUAUAUUUUGUAGGAAUACUUGCUUUGUAGCAGUAAAAAAAUUCAGACGUUUUAUGAUUUAUGUUCAUGCCAAAGGAAUGAUAGUUGAUGACGAUUACGUAAUUAUUGGAUCAGCAAAUAUUAACCAGAGAUCAUUAGAUGGCUCGAGGGACACAGAAAUAGCUAUGGGAGCUUAUCAACCAAAAUAUACAUGGACAGAACAGAAACCACAUCCACAUGGCCAGGUGUAUGGAUACAGAAUGUCACUGUGGGCUGAGCACCUUGGUAGUCUUGAUCAUGUUUUUGAUGAACCUCAGAGCCUGGAAUGUGUUAGACAAGUCAACAAAAUUGCAAAACAAAACUGGGGCACGUAUGUAUCAGAUGAAAUGAAUUACAUGAGAGGACAUUUGAUGCAGUAUCCAGUUAAGAUCAGCAGGGAUGGAAAAGUCAGUGCACUGGAUGAUUAUGAGUCCUUUCCUGAUGUUGGUGGCAAAAUUCUUGGAUCACCAAAUUCACUUCCGGAUUCACUAACCACCUGA
Sphenostylis stenocarpa is the source of this 561-nucleotide messenger RNA. The record is from the annotation of a GenBank genome assembly. Lineage: Eukaryota; Viridiplantae; Streptophyta; Magnoliopsida; Fabales; Fabaceae.